AUGUUCUGCUAUCAUUGCCCAGCGCCCCCAUUACACCCUACACCAUCGACACGGAUACCAUCAAUCGACUAUCCGUUUUCGUCCUCACAUCCAUACACUAGUUAUUCGUAUCACCCUGCAAUUCAUGAUGAUUCAUUUGUUAGGCGUAAACAAAGAAGGAACCGAACUACAUUCACAUUACAACAGCUCGAAGAACUGGAAACGGCAUUCGCUCAGACUCACUACCCAGAUGUAUUCACAAGGGAAGAUUUAGCAGCUAAAAUCCAAUUGACUGAAGCUCGUGUUCAGGUCUGGUUCCAAAAUCGUAGAGCGAAAUGGAGAAAAGCCGAACGCCUGAAAGAAGAGCAACGGAAACGAGAAGAACACGAUAGGACUGGUUCACUGCAAGAACAGCUGGAUCAUAUGGCUAAAGAUAUGCAACAUUCACCGUCCACAAAAGCUAACGCAUUAGAAGGCGAACAGAGAGACGAUGGACAUAGUGGCAGCGAGCCGGACGAAGAUGCACGUACCAGUACUGUUCACAUAUCGGACAGAAGCGAAUCACCUGCCAGUUGUGGCAUGAACGGCGGUCCAGACGAUAGGCCAACGUCACCAUCGCCAACAGGGAAUGGAACCGUUGUGGUGCCAGAUUCACCGACGCCUAGCCUAAGUCCUUCGCAAAUCCGACCGCCCAUCAGUGUAGCAACGUCAACAUUCAAUCAUUCAAUAUUUACUCCAUUCUCUUCCGAAGGGUAA
This is a messenger RNA of Macrosiphum euphorbiae (potato aphid), 735 nucleotides long. Lineage: Eukaryota; Metazoa; Arthropoda; Insecta; Hemiptera; Aphididae. The record is from the annotation of a GenBank genome assembly.